UGUUUCUCCAUUUGCAAGGAAAAUAACCCAAAAAUAGUGAGAAAAGGAACAGACCAAAGCUCAAACACCCAGACUUUGCACGACUCCAUCGACAAGAAGCAAAAAAAUAAAGAGCAAAUUUUUAAAAAGAAACGCGUUUUUCUUCUCCAAAGACCCCCUCUUCUUUUCUCUCCCGUUGUUUAAGAAAAACAAAAUACUUUUUUCCUUUGGGGGUGAAAGGAGUGAGUGGCUUUUGGUGGACUUUUUGAAGCUCAGAGAGAAUUCUUUUUGUUGUUCUUGUUGGGUUCGUUUUUGUUUUCUUGGGAAACAAAUAUGAGAUGUCAUUUGUUGUGCAAAGGUUUGGUCUUGUUUUUGUUUGUCUUCUGCUUAGUUUCAGGGGAGUUGUUGGUUCCUGAGAGAAGGAUCCUGUUGGAGUUCAAAACCUCUGUUUUUGACCCUUCUGGGAUACUUUCAAGCUGGGACCUUUCGAAGAACCCAAACCACUGCUCUUGGCAUGGAGUUUCAUGCAAUUCAAGGUCUCAGGUCAUCUCCAUUAAUAUUGCUGGUGGUGGUUGUUGUGAAGGUAACUUUACUCCACCUUGUUCUCCUUCUUCAAAGCUUCUUCCAUUUUAUGGUUUUGGAUUUAGAAGAAGAGCAUGUUCAAGGGGGAAAUUAGUGGGAUACUUGUCACCUUUGAUUGGGAAACUUACUGAACUUAGAGUUCUCUCUCUUGCUUUUAAAGACAUUGGCGGUGAGAUUCCUUUAGAAUUAUGGGGUUUAGAGAAAUUAGAACAACUUGAUCUUGAAGGGAAUUCAUUUACUGGGAAGUUGCCUGAUGAAAUUGUGGGGCUGAGGAAUUUGCGGGUUUUGAAUCUCGGGUUUAAUGCACUAGAAGGGGAGAUCCCAGGGUCUUUGUCAAAAUUUGUGGAUUUGGAGGUUUUGAAUUUAGCUGGGAAUAAGCUGAAGGGGUCUAUCCCUGAUUAUUUUGGUAGUUUCUAUUAUUUGAAAGGACUUCAUUUGUCUAAUAAUCAGCUAAACGGUUCGAUUCUUGAUUUUUUUGGAAGUAAUUGUCGGUAUCUAGAGCAUCUUGAUCUGUCUGGCAAUUUCCUAGUUGGGCAUAUACCCGGUAGUUUGGGGAAUUGUCGGCAGUUACGGACUCUUGUUUUGUUUUCCAACAUGUUGGAUGGUGUUAUUCCUAAUGAGCUUGGCCAGAUGCAUGAGCUUGAGGUUCUUGAUGUUGCUAGGAACAAUCUUAGCGGUUUUAUCCCCACAGAGCUUGGAGAUUGUGUUCGGUUGUCCAUUCUUGUCCUCUCUAAUCUUUUCGAUCCCUUGCUGAGUGGGCAGAAUUCAAAUGAAGAGCUGUCAUUUAGACUGCCACAUUCUAAUACCGAUGAGUAUAAUAGUUUCCAAGGCUCCAUUCCAAUGGGAAUCACAACCCUUCCAAAGCUUAAAGUUCUUUGGGCGCUCAGGGCGAAUCUUGAGGGUAAGUUACCAAGAAAUUGGGGUGGUUGCGAGAACUUGGAAAUCAUAAACUUAGCUCAGAACCACUUUGAUGGGGAUGUCUUUGGAGUGUUCAAUGGAUGCAAGAAACUAAGUCAUCUAGAUUUGAGCUCGAACAGGCUAACUGGGGAGCUUGAUGAGCAGCUUCAAGUUCCUUGUAUGACACUCUUUGAUAUCAGUGGAAAUCUCAUGUCAGGAUCAAUCCCCAGGUUCAAUUACCGUGCCUGCCCUGGUAUUUUAUCCUCUAGUUUUGAACUUCUCCAACCCCAUGAUCCGCCAUCUGCUUAUCUGUCAUUCUUUACAUGUAAAACACGCCUCAAAACAAUUUUGCCAUUUCAGGGUUCGAAAGCUGUGUUGAUUCACAAUUUUGGUGGAAAUAACUUCUCUGGUUCACUCCCAUGGCUACCAAUUGCACCAGCAAGAUUCGUUAAGCAGAUUGAAUAUGCUUUUCUUACUGGUGGAAACAAUCUCACUGGAUCAUUUCCGGGAAGUUUAUUUGUAAACUGUAAUAAGCUCCAUGGGAUGAUAGUCAAUGUUAGCAAUAACAGAUUGUCUGGUCAUAUUCCAUCAAGAAUUGGUGUAAUUUGCAGGUCCCUUAAAUUUUUGGAUGUCUCUAAGAAUCAGAUUGAAGGAAUUGUUCCCCAAAGUUUCAGGGACUUGAAGUCCCUUGUUUUACUUGACCUAAGUGGAAACAAACUUAGAGGUCUGGUACCCAAAGGGCUCUAUCAGUUGAAAAAUCUCAAACACCUUUCCUUGGGGAGUAACAACCUGAGUGGUGCUAUUCCUUCGAGCUUUGGACAGUUUCGUUCCCUUGAAGUGUCAGAACUUUCAUCAAAGUCACUAGCUGUACGAUCCGCUGAUAUGACGAUCAACACUGAAGAUUCACAAAAUGAAGUAGCUUCUUCUUUGGGUAACAGAACUGUCAAUAAAAGCUUAGGUCCCAUUGAGAUCGCAUCCAUAGCAUGUGCCUCGGCCAUUGUUUCAGUUCUUCUAGUUCUAGCUGUCCUCUUCUUUUACACCAGGAAACGGGUCCCAAAGUCCAGGGUUCAGGUUUCUGAAUCAAGGGAAAUUACAGCUUUCGUCAACAUUGGGGUUCCAUUGACGUAUGAAACUAUAGUCCAAGCAACUGGGAAUUUCAGUGCUGGCAAAUGCAUAGGAAUUGGUGGUUUUGGUGCCACUUACAGGGCUGAAAUAGCUCCAGGAAUCUCAGUGGCAGUCAAGAGGCUUGCUGUUGGAAGGUUUCAGGGUAUCCAGCAAUUCCAUGCCGAGGUAAAGACCCUUGAGACAAUGAGGCACCCUAAUCUUGUAACUCUUGUAGGGUACCAUGCCAGUGAAACGGAUAUGUUUCUCUUAUAUAAUUACUUACCAGGUGGUAAUUUAGAAAAUUUUAUUAGGGAAAGAUCCACUAGAGCUGUAGAUUGGAAAAUUAUUCACAAGAUUGCUCUCGAUAUAGCCCAUGCACUUGCUUAUCUGCAUGACGAAUGCACCCCGAAAGUGCUACACCGGGAUGUCAAGCCGAGUAACAUAUUGUUGGACAAUGAUUGUAAUGCUUAUCUGUCUGACUUUGGAUUAUCAAGGCUUCUGGGUACAUCUGAAACCCAUGCAACAACCGGUGUAGCUGGCACAUUCGGAUAUGUUGCACCCGAGUAUGCCAUGACCUGUCGUGUAUCCGAGAAGGCUGAUGUUUACAGCUAUGGUAUCGUGUUGCUUGAGUUGAUAUCAGAUAAGAAGGCUUUGGAUCCUUCAUUCUCCUCACAAGCAAAUGGUUUCAAUAUUGUCUCUUGGGCCCGCAUGCUGCUUCAACAGGGUCAAGCAAAGGAUGUUUUCACUUUAAGGUUAAGGGAUGCAGGUCCUCAUCAUGAUCUGGUAGAACUGCUGCACUUGGCCGUCACAUGUACAGUCGAUAGCCUCUCGACCAGACCAACCAUGAGGCAAGUUGUCCGAAGGUUGAAACGAAUUCAACCUUCUUCAGUUCAUUAAUAUGGUUUCUAGGUGCAUGACUUGAUCUAGAAGGAACAGCUCAAAGUGUACAAAUCAUAACAAACUUUGCAUAUCUAAUGUUGACUGAGGCAGGUUUAGUAUCACAGUAUAAUCUUUUCCUCAUA
Gossypium raimondii (Peruvian cotton) is the source of this 3584-nucleotide messenger RNA. Its product is annotated as LRR receptor-like serine/threonine-protein kinase RPK2. Gene Ontology annotation, biological process: protein phosphorylation. The record is from RefSeq and is a predicted model, not a curated record. Bases 313 to 3459 code for a protein of 1048 amino acids. Gene Ontology annotation, molecular function: ATP binding; protein kinase activity; protein binding. The transcript has a single exon. Lineage: Eukaryota; Viridiplantae; Streptophyta; Magnoliopsida; Malvales; Malvaceae.